AUGGAGAAGCUAGCGGACCAGGUCAGGCAGAGGAGGCAGACAUACGGACACGGACGGAUCGUAAGGAGCUGCCUCUCAAAGAUAAUGGGCAACUCGAAAGCGGAAGAAAUGCAACUGUCCGCCACAGUGCUCAUAGGUGACGCAAAUAUCAGGGCACGGGGACACCGGCGCCUGAAGGAACUUCAAUACUUAGGGCAUCGCAUUACAGACCAGGGCAUAGGGACGGAUCCGGAGAAGGUAUCAGCGUUGCUAAAAUCACCGGCAAAUAUUUCUCGGCCACUGAAAAGGAGAGCCCAACUGAAAGAAUCGCACGAUAGGCACUGGAGCUCCAGCAAUACGACUUCGAAAUCGCGUACGAAAAGGCCAGCUGAAUAUUGUGGCGGACGCACUGUCACGGCAGCCCUUGCCUGA
Molecule: messenger RNA, 411 nt
Organism: Drosophila elegans
Lineage: Eukaryota; Metazoa; Arthropoda; Insecta; Diptera; Drosophilidae
Exons: 2
Coding region: 1-411 (136 amino acids)
Source: RefSeq, a predicted model, not a curated record